UUUGCGGCCGGUGCAACAUUAGCGGCGAAGAAGAAGGAGCGGACGUGACGUCAGAGUCCUGCCUCCAAAACAACCCGAGUGUUAUGAAAGCUGCAGAGUGAAAUGUUGGAUAACUGCUGUUUCCAAACCCUUACACAACACCAGGUGGACAGCUGAGGGGCUUCCGCCUGUCUAGUUUUGCCAAAAGACAUUUAAAUGUAAAGAAAAUAGAUUUGUAUCUAAAACGUUUGAGAAAAGACAGCAUGGCAAAGCGGGGAGGGUGUGCAGAGACAGAGGCCUAUACAAAGAAACUGAAGCAGGUGCUGAAGGCAAAGAGCAGCGGAGCAAAAGCGAGAACGAAGAAGAAAGACGCAGCUAAUGGCCACACAGAGGAAGAGGAGAAGCUCGAGAGGAAGGUCAAACCCAAACCACGGUGCUCCACAAAACGAGCAUCAGGGAACACUUCAUCCACCACAUCCGCAACUGCUACUGCCGUCAAAACCAGUAAAUACUUCCAGUCGCCGGUGAAGGAGGAGGAGACGAAGAGUGAAGAUGACUUUGACAUGGUGACCUCAGCAGCAUCUGCGGUUACGGUGAACGCCAAGAGAACAGAGAAAGAAGAAGAGGAGGACAGUGAGGAUGACGAGGAUGAUUGGGAGGAAGUGGAAGAGCUUUCUGGACCGCUGGGUCCAGUUGAACCACCAGAACCUGUCCUGCCCUCUCAGCCGCUUGAGAUAGAGAUCGAGACUCCAGAAAUCAGGAAAAAGAAAAAGAGGCAGGCAGAGUUUGAAAUGUAUCUGAGGCGGAUGAUGAACCGAUACAAGAAGGACGUGCUGAUAGACACACACAAGGUCCACCUGAUGUGCCUGAUAGCCAGUGGGAUGUUCCGCAGCCGCCUGUGCAGUGAACCAGACCUGCUGGCCAUCACUCUGUCACUGCUGCCCCCCCACUUCAGCAUGGUCGCCAAGCAACGUAUUGACCAAAACUACCUCUCUGGACUGCUUAAAUGGUUUAGAGCAACGUUCACCCUCAACCCCAGUCUGCCCUGUGAGGAGCGUCCGGACCCCCGGGCUCUCCUGGAGAGGCGGCUGGCCAGCUUGUCGCCCAGAAACCACCAGGAGAUGACUCAUCUGUUCCUGUUGGUCCUGAGGUCUCUGCAGCUCUUCUGCCGAUUGGUUCUUUCUUUGCAGCCGAUUCCUCUCAAACCCCCAUCAGCCAAGGGCAAAGGGGCGAGAACAUCUACUGGUGCCCCAGGAAAAAGCAACACAAGCCAGCAAACCUCCAAGACCACCUCCCCUGAGCCAAAGGUCUCUACUGGCACCAAGAGACCAGCUGGAGGGGGGAAAAUAAAUGGAGACGGAGGAGGAAAGAAAGCAAAGACAAAAGACAUAAAAGAGGAGACUGCGAAGGAAAAGGAGAAGGUUAUAACAUCAGGAGGGCAAAGGCCAAAGAACUCAAAACGCCGAAGCAUCGCCUCAAAAGUCAGCUACAAGGAAGAAAGUGACAGUGAAGCAGAAAAAGAGGAUGAGGGGCUUAGUGAUGAGGAUUUUCAGGCGACCAGUGAGGAAGACAGUGAGGAUCCAGAGGGAGGGGCUAAAUCCACCAAGGGGAAAAAGGGGAAGAGCAAAUCCAAAGUGAACAACAGCAAGAACACUGCAGCUCCGAAGAGGAGUGGUGGAGGGAAGAAACAGGUAAAAGACCAGGAGGGCAAAGAGUGGGAGGAAGAGGAGGAAGAUGAUGAAGAAGAAGAAGAAGAAGAAGGAGGAGAAGGAACGACGAGCAACAGAACAAAGCGAAGGAGUGGAAAAAAGGACGGGCCAGGAGCGGACGAGUGGUUGGAGGUGUAUCUGGAGAAAACAUCCUCCUGGGUUUGUGUAGAUGUGGAACAUGGUGUCGAGAUGCCUCACCUCUGCUCCCAGAAUGCAACAGCACCGGUAACGUACGUGGUGUCGGUGGACGGGGAUGGCUUUGUGAAGGACCUGGGGAGGAAGUACGACCCCACCUGGUUGACAUCGUCCAGGAAGAGACGGGUGGAUGAAGAUUGGUGGGAGGAAAUGCUUGAGCCGUUUCUGGGACCUGAGGACGAGAGGGACAGAAAGGAGGACAAGGAGCUCCAGAACAAGCUGCUGAACAAACCCCUGCCGAUCUCAAUAGUGGAGUAUAAGAACCACCCGCUGUACGCCUUAAAGAGACACCUUCUGAAAUAUGAAGCUAUCUACCCUUCAACAGCCACUGUACUGGGAUACUGCAGGGGAGAGCAGGUGUACUCCAGGGAUUGUGUGCACACGCUCCACUCCAGAGACACUUGGCUCAAAGAGGCGCGGACUGUCAGGCUAGGAGAGGAGCCAUAUAAGAUGGUGAAGGGUUUCUCUAAUCGUUCCCGUAAAGCCAGGAUGGCUACUGAGCAGAAGGAUGCGAAUGACCUGGCUCUGUUUGGAGAAUGGCAGACUGAAGAGUACCAGCCGCCUAUUGCUGUGGAUGGGAAGGUUCCCCGUAACGACUACGGUAACGUCUACCUGUUUAAGCCCUGUAUGUUACCGGUGGGCUGUGUUCACCUCAAGCUGCCCAACCUGAACCGCGUGGCAAGGAAGCUGAACAUGGACGCAGCCCCUGCAGUCACGGGCUUCGACUUCCAUGGAGGAUACUCUCACGCUGUGACUGACGGUUACAUUGUGUGUGAGGAGCAUGAGGAGAUUCUCAGAGCGGCCUGGGGGGAAGAACAACAGAUUCAGAAACAGAAGGAGAAAGAGAAAAAAGAAAAGAGGGUGAUCUCCAACUGGACUUUGCUGGUUAAGGGGCUCCUGAUCAGAGAAAGACUUAAACAGCGAUACGGAAAGAAGAACCAGGGACUGGGGGGCCUUGCUCAUGGAGAGGAGACCGGCGGGCUUUCGUCAGAUGAGGAAGUGGUUGAAGGUGGAAGUCCAUUAGCUGUGACAGCGUCUGAGACUCUGGCCAUGUCCUGGCCCCAGAACAGACAAGCAGAAGAGGAAGGAGGGAGUAUCAGCGGACUGAAGAAGAAGAAGACAACAAAACGAGAAAAGAGAGGACAAGAAAAACAUUUGUUCCCAUUUGAGAAAGUGUGAUGUCAGACAUCCAAAACUGGACUUGACUUUAGUUAAAUCAAGGUUGAUUACACUCUGCUCUCUUAAAAAAGCUGCUCCUGAUAUUUACUCUGGAAUUUGCCCCAGGUGGGACAAAUUUGGAAUAAAUUUUUUGCAAGUUUGGUCAUCCCUGGAACCUUUGGCUGUAACAUGAUAAGCAGGAGAGGAAAAAUAAGGAGAAAAAUGUUGGAUAAUGCACUGCAGAUCGAUCCGUUUCUUCCAGUGGUGAUAAUACGUGCAUUAAACCUGCUCUGUCUCCACCAUCACUGUGCACACUCCCAUUAGCUCAUGUACUGUUAGGCUUUUAUACGAGAGAUUAGUAGAAAUAUAGCACAUGC
Perca flavescens (yellow perch) is the source of this 3418-nucleotide messenger RNA. It is a transcript of the gene xpc, whose product is annotated as xeroderma pigmentosum, complementation group C. The transcript has 14 exons. The record is from RefSeq and is a predicted model, not a curated record. Gene Ontology annotation, biological process: nucleotide-excision repair; mismatch repair. The coding region runs from base 243 to 3062 and encodes 939 amino acids. Gene Ontology annotation, cellular component: XPC complex; cytoplasm; nucleotide-excision repair factor 2 complex. NCBI's taxonomy places the organism in Eukaryota, Metazoa, Chordata, Actinopteri, Perciformes, Percidae. Gene Ontology annotation, molecular function: single-stranded DNA binding; damaged DNA binding.